This is a messenger RNA of Saccharomyces paradoxus, 399 nucleotides long. RefSeq names its product Swc7p (gene SWC7). NCBI's taxonomy places the organism in Eukaryota, Fungi, Ascomycota, Saccharomycetes, Saccharomycetales, Saccharomycetaceae. The coding region runs from base 1 to 399 and encodes 132 amino acids. The transcript has a single exon. The record is from RefSeq and is a predicted model, not a curated record.
AUGAACUGUCCUUCAAACAUUGUGUUGUUGUUACUGCAAAUAGUUUUGCAGCGCCAACAAACUCUAGCCCAUCGGGACAAGUCGCUUGACCUGCAAGAGCUGUUAAGAGAGCCCAUCAUUGAUAAUGACAUAUUAGCAGAGUUCAAGAAGCACAAGUUGGUGCAAUUGUAUGGUCCUCAAUACUGUUGCGACAUAUCCCUGAGAGGACUCAAGACAAUGGUGACGGAUAUCUUCGCAAGCGGAAUUCCCAACGCUGCGCAACCCUCAGGAAAUGAUCAGCCAGUGACUGUGGUGGAGCUGGCCAACUACUACUACAUGCAAAGGAUCAACGAACUACAAAACACAGAAUUACCUCAAUUAAAAGAAGUAUUGCUAACAGGGCUGGAGCACAUGGACUAA